AUGCAGCGCUACGCCGCCGAUGUUGCGUCCGACAAGCUUGCGUCGGACAUCGUAAUGCUGGACAUCGGAGAGGUGAGCGACUUCGCCGACUACUUCGUGAUCAUCACGGUCGAAUCAACGCGGCAGAUGCGCGCGCUCGUAGAAGACCUUGAGCACGCGCUUGAAGAGAAGGGCGGUGUGCGCCAUCACCGCGAGGGCACCCCUGAAUCCGGCUGGAUGCUGCUUGACUUUGGAGAUGUGGUCAUCCACGUUUUCGGCGCCGAGGAGCGGCAGUUCUACAACCUCGAAUCCGCCUGGGCCGAGGCUACCGAAUUGGUCAGGAUUCUAUAA
Geodia barretti is the source of this 330-nucleotide messenger RNA. NCBI's taxonomy places the organism in Eukaryota, Metazoa, Porifera, Demospongiae, Tetractinellida, Geodiidae. The record is from the annotation of a GenBank genome assembly.